ACUUUUUCAUUGUUGCAGGAUAACCUAACGCCUGAGCCUUCAGAUAUGAACGACGAUGACAACUUCUCAAGUCAGGCCCUCGCGAAAGAUGCCGAGAAGUUGAAAAUGAUGUUGCUAGCAUGGAAUUACCACAGCCAGGCACAAGGCCGCAACGGCGACAUCUCAGAGACGGGUGGUGAGAGCAUGGCGGAUUUGUGGGCGUCGUACCACAGCGCGCUCGGGCUCGGCAGCAAGCCGCCCAAGCCGCCCACACCACUGACCACUGGUCACUCGAGUCCGAUCCACGUUGGUUCAGCGACUCCUGUAGAGCCAGGGUCUACGCAUGAUGAGACAUCGUCUUCGGAUCGUACGAAGGAUGAUGACGAUGCUGGUGCUUCUGAUGACGACAGUGAUGAUAGAGUCGACCCGCAGCAUCAUGAUCCUGAGCGACUGAAGGCUUUUAAUAUGUUCGUCCGUCUAUUCGUGGACGAGAAUUUAGACAGGAUAGUUCCUAUCUCGAAGCAGCCGAAGGAGAAGAUCCAGGCGAUCAUAGACUCGUGCACUCGACAGUUCCCAGAGUUCGCCGAGCGAGCGCGCAAGCGCAUCAGGACUUACUUGAAGAGCUGCAGGCGGAAUAAGAAGGUCCGCGGUGAUAUACCCACCAGCGGGAAUGGAGGGAGCACUCCAGCAUCAGGCAGCGCCUGGGAUACAGCGGUGCGGCCGACGCCCGCGCACCUGACGUCAGUGCAAGCGGAGCAUAUCCUCGCGCAGGCGUGCGAGAACGAGAGCCUCAACGCGAAGCGCAUGAGGCUGGGGCUGGACCCGGUCAGCCAGCCGAUGCCGACUGUGCCCACUCCGAUGGCGAUAGACACAACAGCGACUUCGGCUGUCGCUUCAUCGUUCCUGAGCCUGUACAGCGGCGCCAUGAGCAGCCCCGCCUCCACCGUGGCCAGCAGCACCACCACAUCGCUCUCAGGGUUGAAGGCGGCUGCAGACACCACGCGGCCCUCCGCUAGCCCCACCAUGGACGCAGCUCUGAACAAUAACUCGCUCAAGAUCGACAAUGCUAACGGGAAUACGGGCAGUAAGACUGCCAGAACUUCGUUCCCGACCACGUUCGGCACACCGCAGACGUUCGGCAGGCAAAAUACUACGACUAACCCGGCGACUGCCUUGUCGAGCAGCGCCCUGCUGUCCACACUGACUGCUCUGCCGCCAACUGGCGUGGGUGUGAACGCGGCGAUGGCUGCGUACCAGAGCGCUCUGCUGUCCGCCAUGGCUGCGCACACGCACACCUUCCCCACCAGCCUCAGUGCCCCAACAGAUUUGUCUUUGAAAACCACGUCGACCCCGACUCCGCUGCACGUGACCACUGCUUCAUCGCUCACCGGAACAACCUCCACCCAGUCCAAGUCCAACCUGCUGUCCCACAAGCUGUCUGGAGCCGAAGUGGGUGCUGUACGACAGCUCAUCACCGGCUACCGCGAGUCUGCUGCCUUCCUGCUGCGAUCCGCCGACGAGCUCGAGGCUCUCCUCCUGAACCAACCCUAGGACACAGCCAAGCCGAUGACGGACAUAUUUGGAUUCAAAUUCGGAUAUUUCUAGAACAUUCGGACCCAAAAUUGUGAAGUGUGGUUUUGGUAUGUUAUGUUUAUGGAUUGCAUUGGAUUGUUUUAUGUUUUGGGAUGGAAAUUGUGAUGUUCCGAAUGAUUUUGGUGAAUUUAUUUGUCCGUUUUCGAUGAAUAUUGCGAAUCAAUUAUCGAAAUUACUUGGACUGACGUUGAAAAUAUGCCAAUUUUUUGACUUUGACAUUUUUUUUUUAUUGAAUAGACAUAGAGUUCAUUUUGCAAUAGCACCGGGUAGUAAUAUGAAUAUUUCAAUACAUCGUAGUUAAUUCAAUUUUUGCCAUAGUCACUGCUUAUACUGUGUAACUCAAGUCAUUAUUUAUUUUAUGUUGGCAACAUUAACAGUCGCAUACGGUGCUCACAAUAUAUUUCUUAAUGUUGCCAACAAAAAACUUGUCCAUGUAUAUUACGAGUAAUUAAAUUUCUAUUAAAGUCUUUUGGCACUGUUGUCAAUACUUGUCAAAAUUAAAUUGACGUGAAUUUCGGCAAUGAUGCCAUGAGUGUUGCCAUUUGAAACUCGUUGGAAGAGUACAAAAUUAUUUUUGUGUAUAUUUUAGGAUGUAAGAGAAAAAAAUCAGGGAGAUUCUAGUUCUAGAUUUUAAAAAUUCUUGCCUGGUGCGACGGUAUAGGUUAGGCAUCGAGCGUUUGAUUUCUUUUCAUGUCUCCACACCGUUGGGGCAGCUGGGUUCAGUUUUAAGGGUCUGGUGUACCCCAUUUCCGACGAGACGUCCCGGAAGGCUCAAAAUUCAACCACGGAGCGGAUUUUACAUUCCUAUUGACCCGACAAUUGCGAGGUCCCGUGGAACCCCAGCUGUGCCAACGAAAUUUUAAAGGUAAUUUUAACAGAGUUUAAUAUAGUUUAACGUGGCAUUCUAGAUAUAAGGGGCACGAAUUUAUUUGUUAAUUUCUGUGUACUGAUAGUGCAGUAGAUGUAUUUAUGUAUUUAAUUUAUAAUUAUUUAUAAAAGUGUUUUCUUGUGAUUCGCUCCAUCCAAAUUAAAUUAAGUUUUCUUUGCUGUAACUUGUUAUAAGUAUUUUGAUGUUCGCAAGCUUAUUCAAUGAACGGUGUUUCUUUUAUACCUUUCACGCAUAUUGAAGUUGGUAUUAAAAUUGUUAUAAAUUUAUGUAUUGAUGUCAUGUCUGUACGGGCUUGGCAACCCUAUUAUGAUAUAACAGCUAAAAUGGAAACGUUAUUCUGACCUUCCAGUCUAGGUUUUCUCAAUUGAGAAUUUAACGUAAACUAAAAAGGUAAUGCGUGAAGGGACGUAUCCAGUUAACAAAUAACAUCGAAUUUGGUUCAGCAAUCUGCCCGCGUCCGUGCACGACGUGCGGUUGUAUAUCUAUUUGUUACCAUAGAUUUAUGGCCAAGUACUGUAAGUAGUAUAAGAGUUACUUGCUUAUGUACAAAUGUUCCACACUGCGUCAAAUUUUUAACAUUUUUCCCACGUUUGGCCUAAUUAUGUUCGAUGGAAGUGGAUCGAGUACGUCAUUGUUAACUUUGUUUAUUCUGGCCAGUGUUAGAUGUUUUCUAUAUUUCUGUAAUAUCUUCUUUUGUUGUUAGAAUUUUAAAUACAUUUACAAUAGAAUAAUUACGGUUACAUAAACGCUUAUUAUGUUGCUAUUAAUUUAAUUGCUCAAUUUGUGAGCGUUGUGGACGCGGCUUUAUAUUUGAAGUAGCCAAUCAGAUGUCGUUGUUGCAAUGACGUUAUGUUAUACACCAAUGAGAUCGCAGUAUUUUCUAAACGUCUCGCCACAAUGAUCACAUGAACGAGUCCGCAAACUGUAUAAUAGUUUUACAACUUUGCCAGUUUUUCUCAAUAGAAUAACAUGCUUGACGCAAAUUUCAAAAUACAUAAAAAAGAAAUUGUAAAUUCACUUUUGAAUACAAAAAUUGCCAAAGAAACGAAUUGAUUUAUAAUUGUGUGUAUGGAAUUGCUUGGUUUAGUAUAUUUUAAGCUUUUAUUGUUUUUAUAAAGUCAUUCCAAUAUUUUUCUAAAAGCGAUACUAUCGGUGCGAAGGGAGGAAACUGUGUAGUCAUUGUAAAAGAUAAAAAAAUAUGUAAAAAGUAUGUUUAGAAUAAUAAAAAAAAAGUUUAGUAUAACUUGGAAGUUAAUGUUGGAAUAACGCGAAUGGUGGUAAAAAAACGUUGAGAAAAAGAAUUUGUUAGACAUUAAAAUAUAUUAUUAUUAGAGAUGUAUAAAUGGUUUACGAUUAUUAUUAUUAGUUCAGAGAAUAACAAAAUGAAGUGAAAAGAAUACAAAAUGACGAUUGUUACUAUUAACGAUAUGAGAAUUUAGUUAUAAUUUUGCAAUUUCAAAAUGUGAGUUUUACAAUUUUGAAAAAAGAAAAUAUUAAAUAUGCUCAUAUACUGA
Molecule: messenger RNA, 3975 nt
Organism: Manduca sexta (tobacco hornworm)
Lineage: Eukaryota; Metazoa; Arthropoda; Insecta; Lepidoptera; Sphingidae
Product: nucleolar protein 4-like
Exons: 11
Coding region: 46-1530 (494 amino acids)
Source: RefSeq, a predicted model, not a curated record